This is a messenger RNA of Microthlaspi erraticum, 954 nucleotides long. NCBI's taxonomy places the organism in Eukaryota, Viridiplantae, Streptophyta, Magnoliopsida, Brassicales, Brassicaceae. The record is from the annotation of a GenBank genome assembly.
AUGGGUUCAGGUUCAGGCUCAGUACCAGUUUCUAAAAUUGUGGAGAACUGGAGAGAGCAUCAUCCAUCUUCUUAUUCACUCAAGAUUCAAAACUUCCCACAGCUUGAGAACUCGACUGCUAAAACUGAUGAUAAAUACCAAUCUCGCCUUUUCUCCUCCGGUGGAUAUAACUGGAGAUUGAUUGUAUACCCUAAAGGGAACAAAAAGGACAAUGGAAGUGGAUUUAUUUCCAUGUACGUGGAAAUAGACAGCAAAAGCUUGAUGGUAUUCACACCACCCACUGAGGUUUUUGCCGAACUCCGUUUCUUUGUCUACAACAAGAAACAAAACAAGUACUUCACUAUUCAAGAUGUAGAAGUAAAGCGGUUCAAUGCACUCAAAACGGUGUGGGGAUUGCAGCAAGUUCUUCCAUAUGAUACAUUCAUUAAAACUGAAAAUGGAUACAUCUUCGAGGAAGAUCAAUGUGAGUUUGGUGUUGAUGUCAUCGUUGCUCCACCCCUUACCAAUUGGGAGAUUCUCUCUUUUAAUGAGAAAAUCUCUCAUCCCAAGUUCUCUUGGAAUGUUAAGAAAUUUUCUUUGUUAAAAGAGGAUGAACAAACAUCAAACAUCUUUUCGAUGGAAGGAAGGAAAUGGGUUCUAAUGCUGUAUCCGAAGGGCUAUACCAAAGAUGGCAAAUGGUUAUCCACUUUUCUCCUUUUAGCUGAUAGUGAUAAACCGAAAGCAGAUGAGAAGAUUUCCGUGCAAGGACAUUUGCGAGUUCUAGAUCCAUUUGGGUCCAAUCACUUUGCACGCCAAAUGAACCACUGGCACGUGGAAGCAAACACGGGUUGGGGUUGGGAGCAAUAUUUGUCUUUAGCUGAACUUCGGAAGCUUUAUUUGGACAAGGAAGACAAUUUGAAUGUUGAGGUCGAAUUCAAAGUUGUUUCUGCGACCAAAUACUCUCCCGUUAUCUAA